This is a messenger RNA of Apaloderma vittatum (bar-tailed trogon), 582 nucleotides long. RefSeq names its product lysozyme g-like. Gene Ontology annotation, cellular component: extracellular region. Gene Ontology annotation, molecular function: lysozyme activity. The record is from RefSeq and is a predicted model, not a curated record. Gene Ontology annotation, biological process: defense response to Gram-positive bacterium; peptidoglycan catabolic process. NCBI's taxonomy places the organism in Eukaryota, Metazoa, Chordata, Aves, Trogoniformes, Trogonidae. The transcript is spliced from 5 exons. The coding region runs from base 1 to 582 and encodes 193 amino acids.
AUGGAAAAGCAAGCUGGAGCCAGCUGUUGGGAUCGUUAUGGGAAUAUACUGAAAGUGGACACAAAUGGAGCUUCGGAGGCAACUGCAAGACCAGAAGGACUGAGCUACGCAGGAGUUACCGCCUCAGAGAAGAUUGCAGAAAAGGAUUUGAAGAACAUGGAGAAGUACCGUGCCAAGAUUAUAAAGGUCGGCAACAGCAAGUGUGUUGACCCAGCUGUGAUUGCUGGUAUUAUCUCUCGAGAGUCACACGCUGGGACAGUGCUGCAGAAUGGCUGGGGUGACCACGGAAACGCAUUUGGUUUAAUGCAGGUUGACAAACGGUACCACAAGAUUGUCGGGUCAUGGGACAGCGAAGAGCACUUAGCACAAGGCACAGAGAUUUUAUGUGGGAUGGUAAAGGAAAUACAGAAGAAAUUCCCAACAUGGACAAAGGAACAGCAGCUCAAAGGUGGCAUUUCUGCCUAUAAUGCGGGAACUAACAACGUCCAGAGCUAUGAAAGAAUGGAUGUUGGCACAACGCACAAUGACUACGCCAAUGAUGUGGUUGCAAGAGCCAAGUUUUACAAGAGAAGUGGAUACUGA